This is a messenger RNA of Elephantulus edwardii (Cape elephant shrew), 1011 nucleotides long. RefSeq names its product melanoma-associated antigen 10-like. The record is from RefSeq and is a predicted model, not a curated record. Gene Ontology annotation, cellular component: nucleus. The coding region runs from base 1 to 1011 and encodes 336 amino acids. Lineage: Eukaryota; Metazoa; Chordata; Mammalia; Macroscelidea; Macroscelididae. The transcript has a single exon. Gene Ontology annotation, biological process: negative regulation of transcription by RNA polymerase II.
AUGUCGCAGAAGAGUCAGGACUGUGAGCAGAAGCCCGGGCUCCAGGAGCAGAGCGAGCCCCAGAGCCUGGAGGGGGUGCAGAGCCCAGGGGCUGAGGAGGGGGCGGCUGCCAUGGCCUCCACUCCCUCCUCCCCUGAGCGUUCCCAGGAGGAGGUGACUCUUUUUGGGGCUGAAAGUACCCCCCGGAGUCCCCAGUGUGCCUCCUCCCCCCCAAGGGUCUUCUUAGCUGAGAGUCAUGAAGGGGCGAAUACUAGAGCCCUUGGGGCCAGGUCCACUGCUGAGCGCAGGCACAGAGAGAGGCUAGAAAAGAAUGUGUGGCGUGUGUUGAAUUUCCUGCUCUUCAAGUAUCGAAAGCAGGAGCUCACUAAUAAGGCUGAAAUUCAAUCUCUGCUCAGCAGAAGGGAUGAGAGAUACUUCCCCAGGAUCUUUGGGAAGACCUUGGAGAUCCUGCAGCUGCUCUUCGGUGUGGAAGCGAUGGAGGUGAACUCCACCUCCCACACCUAUGUCCUGGUCCCCUCCCUGGGCCUUACCUAUGACCUACUGUCCCCAAACCGUGUCCAGACCUUGCCCAGGAACGGCCUCCUGAUCACAAUCUUGUGUGUCAUCUUCCUGGAAGGCGGCCAUGCCCCUGAGGAGAAGAUCUGGGAGGCACUAGACACGAUGGAUGUGCAGGCAGGGAGGGAGCACUUAAUUUUUGGAGAGCCAAUCAGGCUCCUCACUCACGACUGGGUGCAGAAUGGGUACCUGGAGGUCAGACUAGUGCCCAACAGUCAGCCUCCCCGCUUUGAGUACCUGUGGGGGCCACGAACCCGCAUAGAAACCAGCGAGCUAAAAGUCAUGGAGUACCUGGCCAAGAUGAGUGGAAGGGAUCGGAAUUCCUUCCCAAAUCAUUAUUACGUGCAGGCUCUGAGAGGGGUGGAGGAGAGAGGGGGAGCUGAAGCCGGUGGUGCCCUGUGCAGGUCCUUCGGUUGUGUCCAUCACAGGCCACACCCACCACCUCCUAACCCUUAG